Messenger RNA from Gryllus bimaculatus (two-spotted cricket), 707 nucleotides. NCBI's taxonomy places the organism in Eukaryota, Metazoa, Arthropoda, Insecta, Orthoptera, Gryllidae. The record is from the annotation of a GenBank genome assembly.
UUAGGACGUGACUACUACAGAGGAAGUUAAAACAGCCCCUGCUACGGAAGAUAAGCACGGCGGAUGUCUGCAGAGACCUACAAGCGACAUAAUCACUUCUGCAAAGUUAGUUUUUCAGUUGCGUGGCUCGUGGCAAGUGAUGGCUGGAUAUUCCCGAGAGUUUGUGACGAGCCCUUUCUGCCCGGAACUCUCCUUCGACUUUGACCCUGACCACCCAAACACCAUAACUAUAUCUUGGUCGGAAGCGAAAGCAUUUGAAAACGUCAUACCUCACGGAGAGAUGACCUUGGAUGAUGCUGGGAACCUGGCGGACAAGGAUGGUUUCCAUGAAGUAAAGGUGAUAAAACUAGAUAAAUUCCUGGUGCUGAGAGUACGGAAUUCCGACUUCUGGCGGGUACUCUAUCUCUACCCCGUAUCGGGCACAAGAGAUUCUCUUCUGGGCGACCUGCUCGGCUUCAUGAUGUCCACCCACUCAGACUUUAUGAAAAGCGAUGGGCCCGCCUGGUACAUCUGCAGCAGGGCCUACUUCCCAGUAACGUCGGAAGGCGACCGCUAAGUGCUUCCAUGCGAGUAGUUAAUGUUGCAACAGCAACAAUCACAGUGGACAAGUGCAUGUCCGCCAACUCAAUUUUCAAAUUCAUUUACAAACGCUGGGUUGAAUUGUUAGAUUUGUUAUUUUAGACAAUAAAUAUUUUUGAUUAAUUUGU